Zootoca vivipara (common lizard) is the source of this 5815-nucleotide messenger RNA. The record is from RefSeq and is a predicted model, not a curated record. NCBI's taxonomy places the organism in Eukaryota, Metazoa, Chordata, Lepidosauria, Squamata, Lacertidae.
CUCCCGCGCUCCGCCCUCUCCGUCUGAAGAUCACACCCACAGCCCGUUUGCCAGCGGCGGACGGAGACCGGGCUCUCCCCCCCCCCCCGCUCUCUCUUCCUCUCCCCGCUUCGAUGUCUGCAACUUUCUCGCUCUGCACCAACUUCCUCCCGGCCAGGUUUCCGCGGACUGCGAGCCAGGCGUUCAGACGGCAACGGCAGCAGCAGGAGGCAGGCUCACUGCAGGCUGGUCUGCUCGCCCCGUCGGGGCUCGGCGAGGAGGAGACGCAGCAGCAGCGGGUGAUGGGGGCCAAGCGGCGGGGCGGCGGCGGCGGGGUGUGAAGAAGGCGGCGGCGACCCACAGCUCCCCUCCGAGGCCGCAGCAGCGAGGCGACAGCCGCGGAAACCGACGGGGCGGCCAUGAGUUCGGUGUGGAAGCGGCUCCAGCGCGUCGGCAAGCGGGCGGCCAAAUUCCACUUCGUGGCCUGUUACCAGGAGCUGGUGGUGGAGUGCACCAAGAAAUGGCAGCCCGACAAGCUGGUUGUGGUCUGGACCCGAAGGAACCGGCGGAUCUGCUCCAAGGCUCAUGGCUGGCAGCCAGGGAUCAAGAACCCCUAUAGGGGUACCGUGGUGUGGAUGGUACCCGAAAAUGUGGACAUCAUGGUGACGCUCUAUCGGGAUCCCCAUGUAGAGGAAUAUGAAGACAAAGACUGGACCUUCGUGAUUGAAAACGAAUCGAAGGGGCACCGGAAGGUCCUGGCUUCUGUGGAUGUGAACCUCAAGCGCUUUGCCAGCACCACGCCCACCCAAGUGGACCUGAAGCUGAAUCUGAAGCCGCGGUCGGUGAAGGUGGUGUCUGCCACACUGCAGCUCACCCUCUCUUGCGUCUUCCUCCGUGAAGGGAAAGCCACGGACGAGGACAUGCAAAGUCUGGCAAGCCUGAUGAGCGUCAAACCCUCCGAUAUCGCCAACCUGGAGGACUUUGCUGACAGCGAAGAGGAGUCAGAGGAAGCCCCGAAGAAGAGCCGCCAAGAGGAUAGUGCAAGCCAGGGGGCAUCGUCUAAAGGAAUUCUCCAAAACGUGUUGACGGGCUAUUUUGCAGACACUUCACGGGAUCUGAACACUCUGGCCGAGGAAGAGGAGGACCCAUCUGUUCAGAGCUCAUUGGCAACAGCUACCCCUUCCAGGAAGGAAGCUGUUGCUGAGGUUCCCAGGAGACCGUUCGGUGCUGUUCCCAGUGGCACCAUUGCCCCCUUGGACAGCCUUCCACCUGCGGCAGAGCCAGCCCCUACCAUCUCUGGGGCGGCACCCUUUGCAGUAAGUGGUGCAGAGUGUGCUGGGAGUGUGGGGCACGGAGGGGCAAGUGGUGUGUUGCCAGGAGGAGCAACUGGCGUCUCAGGAGACCCAAACACCCGGAACCAAGCUGCGGGGACUUUCUCAGAGUUGGCACAGGCAGGGGCUGAAGAAGAGAAGGAAGAGAAAGGACCCGAAGUGCUCCGGGGACAGCUGGCGCCAUUGGACGGCAUGGAAGUUAGGCCUGGCGAUAUCUGGAAACCCAGAGAGCAGGACCCUCUCCCUGUGCCACAGAGGAGGAAGAAGAGCCCCCUCAGGGGACCUCCAGGCCCAGGGCCCACAGAUUUCCCUCUCUCGCCUCCGUUGGCAGCUGAGGCCCCCCCUGUGCGGAAACGCAGGAUGGAGAAGAUGCCGCUGUCCCCAGAGUCUCCAAGCCCCUCGGCAGAGGUGGCCACACCGUGGGUGGAGGACAGCUCCAAUCCCCUCAGCGUGCCCUGUGCCCCAGAUAGCCUGCCUAGGGAAAGACUAGGCUGCAGGAGCCUGGCAGAAAGACCCUCCUCUCCCACCCAUGGUUCUGUGGUGAUGUAUUUUGCAGAAGACUCAGCCCUCGCUGAACACAGGCCCCUCCUAGUCACCGACAAUGCAGAGUCCAUGGGGUCGCCUUCGGAUGCGGCCUUCAUGGCCUUGUCUCCCCUUAUGGGGCCUCCCCCCAUGGCUGCUUUUUUUGGAGAACCAGGGACUAGCGCAGCAGGAGAUCCAUCCCUGUUAGCAGUUGCUUCUGUCUCACCUGGUGGCGGUAGCGCUGUGGUGGAGAUGGAGCAAUGGGGAGGGGGGACAUGGACUCCUGGAGAUGGCAGCCUGCCUGAGGUACCCCUGUUUGGCCCAGCAAGGAGUGUGGUGGAGGAGGAGGAGGAGGAGGGGGUUGCUUUCAAAGGAGAACUUCCUGAUGGCGAGCUGGGCUGUGCAGUGGAAAAGAUGCCCCCUUUGGAACCGGAGAGGGAGCAAAUUGAGGCUGAAACCAGCCAGGAGCCAUGUGAAGCUGUUUCUGUCGAGGAGGCUCCCAAACAGGAGGAAAGUUGGAUAGGGGACAAAACAGAGAUGGGCCGUUGCCAAGUGUCUGAAGGGCUUGAAGGCCCCAGCCCACCAAUAAGCCUUUCCCCAGAAGUGCCCCUGCAGCAGGUGGAAUUUGUGCCAGAGGAAGAUUUGGCUGGGGUGGGUGGCAGCGGCCUUCAAACCUCGCCUGAGUCACCACUGUCUCCUGCAAGGGAGGGCAGGGAAGAGGUGGCAGAGGUGAGCAUGACAGAGAUGCCCACCCCAGUCCUCACUUCCUCACCCAGUCCUGAGAGGAGUUGGGAUGUGGAUGACAAAAUGGCAGCUGCUGAGAGCAAUCUCCAAAGCCCGCCGGAAGGCUCGGUGUUUUCAGGACCAGAGGAAGGAGAGGCAGGUGAUGGGAGGAAUGCUGAGGGGAGAAGAGCUUCUGGAGGGACCUCUCAGGAGGAGGCAGCAGAAGAGGAAGCUGCUCAAGUGGAAGGUAUGGCUUCUGAGGAUGGAGAAGAGCAGUGCAAUGAAGAACGCGGCAGAGAGGAAGGGCCGGAAGGUGUUCUGGAGGCGGAGGCGGCAGCGGAGUCACACAAGCCGGAUGGGGACAUGAGGAGUGAGGCGUUGGGCCUGGAAUUUCCAGAGAGCAGUGCCCCCAGCUUAAAAGGGGCAGGGAUGGGCCAAGAAUGGCUGAAGAGCUGCAGUCCGUCAGACAGCCGAGAGGUCAAGGCAGAAAAAACAUCCAGCACAGAGGCAGAUAAUUUGCCACUGAGGAACAAAGAGCAAGUGGUAGUCUCGACUGAAGCUCCUCACCCCCCAAGUCCUCCAUCACCUCAGGGCCCUGCCUUAGCUCUCCCAGCUCCCAGCUCCCUCAAGGAGAGGAGUGCGCGGUCCAGCCAGGAAACUCUGGCACCAGUCCCCCCACCCCGUGGCACAGCAACAGACCUUGGAGCUCAAGGCGAAUCCCAGGUUGACUCCCCCACCAGCCCAUUGCUCGUGAGUUCCAGCCAAUCCUUGCUGGAGUGGUGUCAGGAAGUGACGGCAGGCUCCCGGGGUGUCCGCAUCACCAACUUCACCACGUCUUGGCGCAAUGGGCUGGCGUUCUGUGCCAUCCUGCAUCACUUCCACCCAGAGAAGAUCAAUUACGAAGCCCUGGACCCGCUUGAUAUCAAAGAGAACAAUAAACUGGCCUUUGAUGGCUUUGCCUCACUGGGGAUCUCCCGGGUGAUGGACCCUGCCGACAUGGUUUUCCUGGCUGUGCCCGACCGGCUGAUCGUCAUGACCUACCUGUGCCAAAUCCGGGCUUUUUUCACCGGGCAAGAGCUGAACGUGGUGCAGUUUGCCGCCAACAGCAACCAGACCACCUACAAGGUGGGCAAAUUCGACACAGACUCGUCUGGCUCCAUUGACCCCGCCGACUUCUACUCCCAGCACCUCCACGUUGCCGCCUCCCAGAUAGAGCAGCCCAGGGGGUCAGGCGCAGAGGACUCUGGGGUGGCAAAGGUGCCCAGCACCAUGCCAGAGGAAGGCCAGGAGCCAAAGUUGGAGGAUGCUGCCCCCGAGCAUUCUCAGAGUGAGGAGAAGGCAGAUGUUGCAAAGGAUUCUGGGAAGGCAGUUGUGACAGAGGACAAGGUGGCGGAAUCCAACAGUGCUGAGCCGCUACAGCCUGUGGAACUAGAUCGGGCACAUGAGGAGGUGAACAUGGUGGAAGCUGACAAGAAGGGAAUUGUCAAUGGCGCAGCCGUCAAGCCAGCAGACGAAGCCACACCCGAGCCCCUCAGAACUGUGGACUGUAAAGGUGAUGGUGCGAAUUCUGAUGAGAAGGCUGUGGCUGAGAGUACUGCAGACACACAGUCUCUUCCCACUAAGGCGGAGGCCUCCCAAUCUGAUGGGAACACACUUGUUAAUGGCGCUGCAGCCAUGGAACGUGGGGCCAGUUUUCAGGCCCAACUGGAUUCUAGGACUGAGGCCCCGAAGCCUGGUGAACAAGCUGUGGCUAAUGGCACUGAGGCCAGUCAAAACCCUGAACGGCAGGAAGAGGUCUCUCCCUCGAGCGACGGUGAGACUGCUGCCUCAAAGCCCCAUGGGAAGCUGCUGGCCAAUGGGGCUACUCUCGCUCAGGGUGCGGAAGCAGAGGCUUCUGGGACAGAAGCCGCAAGGCCUGAGGGGAAGCCGCCCACCAGCAAUGGGGAGAAGCUGGUUCCCCCUCCGCGGCUGAAACGGAUUGCAUCACGGGGCAGCAUUGAACGCCCCUUGCAGCGCGCUCUCUCCACAGGGAGCCAAGGCCCGGUAGCCCCCCCACGCCCCCACGCUGCCAAGUCCACCUUCGCCCAUGUGCGGGAUGCAGACCUGGUGAAGAAGCGGCGCUCACGGCUCAAAAGCGAGUCCCUGUCGAUGGAUGAAGGGGAGCCUGGUAGCCCGGUUGAGGACCCUGCCAGGCGGCUGGCCAUGGAGGAUGUUAGCGAUGGGGGCUCAAGACCCCGACCAAAAGUUCAGCGGCACCCAGGCCCUCCAACUGCUACCUCCCAGGAACUGCCCCAGGACACCAGCCUGAAGAUCAGCACCAAUGAAGAAGAGAUUCCGAGAUUCCAAGACACUAGCCAGUAUGUGGUUGCUGAACUCCGGGCUUUAGAGAAUGAACAGCGGCAAAUCGAUGGGCGGGCAGCUGUGGUGGAGAAGGACCUGCGGAGCCUUAUGGAAUCAGGUGCUGACAAACUGAGGGAGGAGGAGCUGAUCCAGGAAUGGUUCACGCUGGUGAAUAAAAAGAAUGCCCUGAUCCGACGGCAAGACCAGCUGCAGUUGCUGAUGGAAGAGCAAGACUUGGAGCGGCGAUUUGAACUCCUGAGCCGUGAGCUGAGAGCCAUGAUAGCUAUUGAAGACUGGCACAAAACAGAAGCUCAACAUCAGCGGGAGCAGCUCCUUCUGGAAGAGCUGGUGUCGCUGGUGAACCAGAGGGACGAGCUGGUGAGAGACCUGGACAUCAAAGAGAGGAUAGCCCUGGAAGAGGAUGCCCGGUUAGAACGUGGACUGCAGCAGAGACGCCACAAGCUCAGCCGCAAGGAGAAGUGCCGUGUCAGCUGAGAUGGGCCGGCGCAACUUGCCUCUUCUCCCCACACUCCCCCAUACAUGGGAUGGCAGGAGGCACAGCACACAAGAGCACUUCUGCCACUCCAAAGGCAACCCCCAGCCCUAAAUCCCCACUAGCCAUUGGGAGGGCCUCACCUGCCAUGCCACAGCCUUGCUAGAGCACGUCAUUGCCCACAGUCUUCGGGGGGGGGGGGGCAGCUGCUUGACUGCUCAUGCCAAAGAGGUGUGUGUGUGUGUGUUUGUGUUUGCUUGUUUUCCCCCACUGGGGCAAGGGAGAUCAUCCAAACUCUUCUUUCUUUCUCUUACCCUAUGCCCAUGCCCUUCCCAGAGAAGAUGCCACUUUUAAAGGGCAGUGCCCAUGUACCCUGCUUUACCUGGAGAGGGAAGAAACCAGCUUUUCAAAUUCACACUCUCCAAAU